AUGGCUACACAAGCUCUAGUGUCGUCAUCAUCUCUUACCUUUGCAGCUGAGGCUGUGAGGCAGAGUUUUGGAGCAAGAUCACUUCCAUCUUCAGUUGGUUGUUCUAGAAAAGGUUCCUUUGUUGUCAAGGCAGCUGCUACUCCUCCUGUCAAGCAAGGUGGAGCUGAUAGACCCUUGUGGUUUGCAUCAAAGCAAAGUCUUUCUUACUUGGAUGGAAGCCUACCAGGUGACUAUGGAUUUGACCCUCUAGGACUAUCAGAUCCCGAAGGAACAGGAGGUUUCAUCGAGCCAAGAUGGCUAGCAUACGGUGAGGUAAUCAACGGUCGCUUCGCAAUGUUGGGAGCAGUCGGAGCUAUAGCGCCUGAAUAUCUCGGCAAAGUCGGUUUGAUCCCACAGGAAACAGCCCUGGCUUGGUUCCAAACCGGCGUGAUCCCACCUGCAGGAACAUACAACUACUGGGCAGACAAUUACACACUCUUCGUGUUGGAAAUGGCGCUGAUGGGAUUCGCAGAACACCGAAGAUUCCAAGAUUGGGCCAAACCUGGUUCCAUGGGAAAACAAUACUUCUUAGGACUUGAAAAAGGCUUUGGAGGUUCUGGUAACCCUGCAUACCCUGGCGGACCUUUCUUUAACCCUCUCGGUUUCGGUAAAGAUGAGAAAUCUAUGAAGGAGUUGAAGCUUAAGGAAGUGAAGAAUGGAAGGUUAGCUAUGUUGGCAAUAUUGGGAUACUUUGUUCAAGGUCUUGUUACAGGAGUUGGACCAUACCAGAACUUGUUAGAUCAUGUGGCUGAUCCUGUCAACAACAAUGUCUUGACGAGUCUCAAGUUUCAUUGA
Molecule: messenger RNA, 834 nt
Organism: Lathyrus sativus (Indian pea)
Lineage: Eukaryota; Viridiplantae; Streptophyta; Magnoliopsida; Fabales; Fabaceae
Source: the annotation of a GenBank genome assembly